ACAGGAACAAGAUAAAUAUUGCUUCCCUCUUUCUCUUCCUGUUCAGCUCUCAAGAUCUUCCUUGCUUUCGGUGCUUCUCAAAAGCCAAAUCUUCUUCUGCUCCCUCCAGUCGACCUCUCCCUUUCUCUUCUUCCCCCUCUCUGCUUCCCAAUCACCCUCUGUAUCCUCAUUUCCUCACUUCACAGACCUCAAGGUUCUCCAUAUUUACUCCCCUGACAUUAUCUUCCUGCCAAGGUUUGUUUCCCCUCUCAGUAAGCUCAUGCUUAGGUCAAGCUCAGGUAACUAAGGUUGCUUCUCGUACAAGAUCUUAUCCAACUUCUCUGCUUGAAAACAAAGCUGGUGGGAAAGUGAAAGAAGAAAAAGUGCGUCCGAAAUUCCCAGAAUAAUAAGCGCUACGUGUGAGCUCAUCAGGGGUUGUUUACUUGUUUAUGUAUCUAUAAUAGUGCCCCUGUUUCUCAAAUCGUGGCAAACAGAGUUGGCUGUUAAUGGAUCCAAACACCCAUCUCAAUCUGGAGCACCAACCCAACUCCGGGUUGCUCCGAUUCCGCUCUGCUCCCAGCUCAGUCUUCGCCGAGAACCACGCAGCGGAUUUGGGGGUCAAUAAGGGGAGUUCAACUGAGGGUACUUCAGACUCGGAGAGAUUGUUCUCAAGAUUCGUAAGUUACAGUCAUGGCAACGACUCGGAAUCGUGGCCGUCGAGUUUCCAGGAGUUCGAGGACAAAUCUACGGUCACGGAGGUGGCUGCCACGGCGAGUCGUAUGAGAUCACAGCAGCAGGGGUAUGCUGGUCUUCCGCCGCAUUAUCCGAGACAGAACUCGUUUGGGAGUGGUAAUGGGUCUUAUGGGUUGGUGGGUUCGGCCGCAGUGGAUCAUAACCCGCAAGUCAAGAGUGUUACUUCUAGUCUUGUUCGGCAGAGUAGUUCUCCUGCUGGGCUUUUCUCCAACCACUUUGUUCAAAAUGGAUUCUCAUUCGGAGCUUGGAACGAUCCAUCGAAUUUUUCCGAGAACUUGGGUGGCAUGAGUAGAGACCAAGAUAAUGACCAGAAGUUAUUCUCUGCUUCUCAGAACGGUGAUCUUGGCAACCGGAUUCAUAUGUUAUCCCACCACUUGAGUUUACCAAAAAAUUCAGCAGAAGUUGCCAUGGAAAAAUUCCUCCAACUCCAAGAUUCUGUACCUUGCAAAGUUAGAGCAAAGCGAGGUUGUGCCACUCAUCCUCGAAGCAUUGCUGAAAGAGUGAGACGAACACGGAUUAGUGAACGGAUGAGGAAAUUACAAGAGCUUGUACCAAACAUGGACAAGCAAACAAAUACGGCAGACAUGUUAGACUUGGCUGUUGAUUAUAUUAAAGAACUUCAGAAACAGUUCAAGAGUCUGAGCGAUGUUCGAGCCAAGUGCAAGUGUUUGAGUAUGCAGAAGGCGGUUCAAAAUCAGAUAGUUUGACUUGCUUCUCUGUACAGGAGCUGAGGAAAAGUACAGGAGACCAGGAAAUUGAUGGAGCAGUGGAUGGAAACCAUAUGUUUUGGUUACACCAUGAUUAGUAAGUAGAAACUAGUUAAGGAGCUAAAUCAAAAGCAAGUCCAAGCAGUGAUCUAGUAAUGGCUCUAAAAUUGCCGUACUUUUUGGUGGAAUGUGAUGUUGAAGGCUGGUAAAGUUUGCACCACAACUUUUCAGGGGACCAGGUCUUGAGUGUAAGUUAACAAGCUAGGUUUCCUAUUACACAGAAUAUGAAAUAAAAGACAGAAUGUACAGGAUAUGUUCUCUAAUAUUAAUCCUAUUAAGAUUUUACAAAAUUUGUUGCAGUGUUCUGCUGCAUAUUUGGUUCUCUGCCAAA
Molecule: messenger RNA, 1830 nt
Organism: Argentina anserina (silverweed cinquefoil)
Lineage: Eukaryota; Viridiplantae; Streptophyta; Magnoliopsida; Rosales; Rosaceae
Product: transcription factor bHLH130
Exons: 6
Coding region: 486-1439 (317 amino acids)
Biological process (GO): regulation of transcription by RNA polymerase II
Cellular component (GO): nucleus
Molecular function (GO): DNA-binding transcription factor activity, RNA polymerase II-specific; RNA polymerase II cis-regulatory region sequence-specific DNA binding; protein dimerization activity
Source: RefSeq, a predicted model, not a curated record